AUGCGUCAGAGAGACUCAAACAGAAGUACAGAGUGCGUCAGAGAGACUCAUACAGAAGUACAAAGUGCGUCAGAGAGGCUCAUACAGAAGUACAAAGUGCGUCAGAGAGACUCAUACAGAAGUGCGUCAGAGAGGCUCAACAGAAGUACAAAGUGCGUCAGAGAGGCUCAUACAGAAGUACAGAGUGCGUCAGUCAUACAGAAGUACAAAGUGCGUCAGAGAGACUCAUACAGAAGUACAGAGUGCGUCAGAGAGGCUCAUACAGAAGUACAGAAGUGCGUCAGAGAGACUCAUACAGAAGUACAGAGUGCGUCAGAGAGGCUCAUACAGAAGUACAGAGUGCGUCAGAGAGACUCAUACAGAAGUGCGUCAGAGAGGCUCAUACAGAAGUACAGAAGAGAGACUCAUACAGAAGUACAGAGUGCGUCAGAGAGGCUCAUACAGAAGUACAAAGUGCGUCAGAGAGGCUCAUACAGAAGUACAGAGUGCGUCAGAGAGACUCAUACAGAAGUACAGAGUGCGUCAGAGAGGCUCAUACAGAAGUACAAAGUGCGUCAGAGAGACUCAUACAGAAGUACAGAGUGCGUCAGAGAGGCUCAUACAGAAGUACAAAGUGCGUCAGAGAGGCUCAUACAGCAGAGUCGUCAGAGAGGCUCAUACAGAAGUACAGAAGAGAGACUGAAGUACAAAGUGCGUCAGAGAGACUCAUACAGAAGUACAGAGUGCGUCAGAGAGGCUCAUACAGAAGUACAGAGUGCGUCAGAGAGACUCAUACAGAAGUACAGAGUGCGUCAGAGAGACUAUACAGAAGUACAGUGCGUCAAGAGACUCAUACAGAAGUACAGAGUCAGAGAGGGCUCAUACAGAAGUACAGAGUGCGUCAGAGAAGAGACUCACAGAAGUACAGAGUGCGUCAGAGAGGCUCAUACAGAAGUACAGAGUGCGUCAGAGAGGCUCAUACAGAAGUACAGAAUGCGUCAGAGAGACUCAUACAGAAGUACAGAGUGCGUCAGAGAGGCUCAUACAGAAGUACAGAAUGCGUCAGAGAGGCUCAUACAGAAGUACAGAAUGCGUCAGAGAGACUCAUACAGAAGUACAGAGUGCGUCAGAGAGGCUCAUACAGAAGUACAGAGUGCGUCAGAGAGGCUCAUACAGAAGUACAGAAUGCGUCAGAGAGGCUCAUACAGAAGUACAGAAUGCGUCAGAGAGGCUCAUACAGAAGUACAGAAUGCGUCAGAGAGGUCAUACAGAAGUACAGAAUGCGUCAGAGAGACUCAUACAGACUCAUACAGAAGUACAGAAUGCGUCAGAGAGGCUCAUACAGAAGUACAGAAUGCGUCAGAGAGGCUCAUACAGAAGUACAGAAUGCGUCAGAGAGGCUCAUACAGAAGUACAGAAUGCGUCAGAGAGACUCAUACAGAAGUACAGAGUGCGUCAGAGAGGCUCAUACAGAAGUACAGAAUGCGUCAGAGAGACUCAUACAGAAGUACAGAGUGCGUCAGAGAGGCUCAUACAGAAGUACAGAAUGCGUCAGAGAGGCUCAUACAGAAGUACAGAAUGCGUCAGAGAGGCUCAUACAGAAGUACAGAGUGCGUCAGAGAGACUCAUACAGAAGUACAGAAUGCGUCAGAGAGACUCAUACAGAAGUACAGAGUGCGUCAGAGAGGCUCAUACAGAAGUACAGAAUGCGUCAGAGAGGCUCAUACAGAAGUACAGAAUGCGUCAGAGAGGCUCAUACAGAAGUACAGAGUGCGUCAGAGAGGCUCAUACAGAAGUACAGAGUGCGUCAGAGAGACUCAUACAGAAGUACAGAGUGCGUCAGAGAGACUCAUACAGAAGUACAGAGUGCGUCAGAGAGACUCAUACAGAAAUCCUUAA
Messenger RNA from Procambarus clarkii (red swamp crayfish), 1878 nucleotides. Lineage: Eukaryota; Metazoa; Arthropoda; Malacostraca; Decapoda; Cambaridae. The record is from RefSeq and is a predicted model, not a curated record.